This is a messenger RNA of Acaromyces ingoldii, 4503 nucleotides long. RefSeq lists its product as hypothetical. The record is from RefSeq and is a predicted model, not a curated record. Lineage: Eukaryota; Fungi; Basidiomycota; Exobasidiomycetes; Exobasidiales; Cryptobasidiaceae. The transcript has a single exon. The coding region runs from base 126 to 4400 and encodes 1424 amino acids.
GGGCGUGACGGGCUGGCUGGCUGAUUGAUCGCAUCGCAUCGCAUCGCAUCUCAUCACACCGCGCACGCACGCACACACUCCCUCACGACUCACCUCUUGUUGUCGUUGCCACGCCACGCCACGUCAUGGACGGCUCUACGGCUCUCCCUGCCGCUGGCUUGUCGACGAACACGGCAGUAGCAGCAGCAGCAGCAGCAGCAACAGGAGGCACGCCAAUGAAGACGGCCGACAGGGGAAGUGGUGGCAUCAGCAGCGGCGGCGGCGCAGGCAGCCUAGGCAGCGCUGCGCAGGAUGCAGCCCUCAAGAGCCACGUCCGGGCCAUGCUCACUGGCGCUUUGUGUCCCGACGUGCGCAUGACCGCCUUUGGCCGCGUCUACAGCCUCCACCGCGCCUUUCUCGUCCAGUCGUCAUUCUUUGCUGCCAUGCUCAACGGCGGCUUCCGCGAGGAGAACAUCAAGAUGGACAUCUUUGCGCACCGUGGUGGUGGUAGUGGCCGCCAUCGCGAUCGCGAUGGCGACGAGGGCGAUGAUGAGGAUGGGGAGGACAGCGGCUUCGAGGAUGGUCGAGGCGGCGGCGUGCGUGCUAGCGAUGACGACGACGACGGCGUCAUCCACCUGCGCUUCGACGACCCCAACAUCGCCCGGCCUGCGUUCGAGUACUGCGUCACGACCCUCUAUGGCUGCGCGCCCGAGCUCGUGCUGCCCGCCUGGGCGUCGCCCAAGCCAGACUCGCCCUUCACGGCGCACUUUGUCCACGGCGAGAACGGCGACCCUUCCUCGUCGUCAUCGUCGCUGGCCUCGUCGUCGCUCGCAGCAUCGUCGUCGCUAGCAGCAGCACCGUCGCUGCUCCCCAAUAGCAGCAGCACGGACCCGUCAGCGGUUACGACGCCCUGCCAUCCGGCCACACCGCGCUUCCUGCUCUCGCUCCUCGCCACGUCCAUCUACCUCGGUAUCCCUGCCGUCACGGCACGCGCAUACACCCUCGUCCUCUGCUCCCUCACGCCCUUUACCGUCGCUCACUACCUCGGCUUCUCGCUCGGCCACGGCAUCCAGGGCGCCAUCGCGGCCAGCCACGCGGCGAGGCGGCCCGACGCCCACCUUCCCGCGCUGCAGCAGCAGCAGCACGCUGACUGGGAGCUCAGUGGGCCUGUCUGGGGAUUUGAGUCUAUGGGUAAGCCCAUGGCUGCCUCGACGACGACGGCGACGGCGACGAAGGCCGCCAAUCCGCGUGACAAGAUCCACCAGCAGGCCAAGCGCCAGCGCCAGCGACAACGGCAGCAGACGCCCGACGACGAGGCGCUCACGGGCGUGCACCGGUUGUCGCUUCGCGAGUCUGGCGGCAGCACUAAGAACAUGAACAACAGCAAGAACAGCAGAGAAGUCAGCAAAGAAGACUUGGACGAAGAAGAAGAGGACGAGGACGAGGAAGAAGAAGGAUCUCAGGCCUCGGUGACGGGCGCCAAGCGGAGCAGCACGGCCGAGUCGCACAGCGAGCCCUUCUACGACGCCGCCAAGACGCCGGCCGAGUCGCACAGAGAGUCCUUCUACGAUGCCACCAGGGCCCCGCCGCCGCCGCCGCUAGACGACGGCGGUGCUGGCGGUGCACGCAGCAGCAGGCCGAGCCGCCGAGGAGCGCGCACGCAGCAGCGGCUGCCCAAGCCACGGUACCAGUACGGCCGCGUGUGCAACAAGAUCGGCGAGGCCUGCGCGUCCUGGCUCGCCCGCUGGGGCUCCGAUGUGCUCGCCGUCGAGGAGGACCUCGAGGAUGCCGUCGACGACCGCUUUCCCUCGACGAGCAAGAGUCAGAGCGGCACCACCGUGGCCGUGCCCCCCGUCCCCGAGCAGGUGCGGCCAUACAACCACGGCCACGUGCACCCGUCCUGGCUCACUGCUGCCCGUGUCAGUGCCAUUGCUGCGCCUCGGCCAGCCGUGUGGGCCCACCCGCGCCGUGGCGGCGUGCCUGCCGACUGGGUUCGCGCCCUCGUCGAGAGCGACAGCUUCUGGAUCCGCAGCGAGUGGGAGCGCUACAAGGUCGCCCGCCGCAUCGUCGAGCUCCGUCGUCGCACGCGGCCCACUGCUGCCAACGAGCCUGUUUCCCCACCACAGGCGGCGACACCAUCCCACCAGAAGAAGAAGGAGGGUCUUGCGCGUGGUGGCCAUGGUAGCAGCAGCAGCAGUGGCAGCAGCCAUGCCACGGCGCGCUUCGGCGACCCUGCUUUUGGACACAAGACCUUUGGCUUCACCACCAGCAGCCCGAGCAAGCUGCGCGCGAGCACGGCCAGCGAUGCGCUCUCGACGGCCCAUGCAGACGGCCGCGACGCAAAGCGGUCCAGCUCGCACAUCAAGACGCGCAACGACGACGACGAUGAUGAUGAUGAUCACCACGGGAUUGCCGGAGACAGUCAGCGGGCGACUGACGAUGACGACGGUGGCGACGAGGGCGAUGAUAACGGCUAUGACGAUAAUGACGACGACGAGUAUGGCAACGAUGACGACGAGUACGAAGACGAAGACGAGCUGGAGGACGAGGCGGCGCAGGAGGAGCACGACGAGGAGCAGUAUGCGCGCCUCUUUGCCGACGGCAUCUACUACACUCACAUGACCUUUCCCGAGCUCAAUGCCAUCUCCAAAGACGUCUCGCUCUCAACCGCCGCCACCUUUGCCCCGCUCCACGUCCUCCAGCGCGCCCUGUGGGUCCAGUCGGAGCUGCAGAACCACAUCACCAGUGGCGGCAGCCUCCUGUCGCCCCCGGGACGCACCCGGCUUGGGCUCGGUGCCAGGGCCGACGACGGCAGCGGCAGCGGCAGCGGCGCCCCGCCCAGCGACAGUGACUUUAUGGAUGCUAGCGAUGACAACAUCGACGGCGGCGGCGGCGGUCUGGAUCAGGCCGGCGACGGUGGUGGCGAGGGAGGUGCAAGCGCAGCCGCAGCCGCCGCAAGGGCCGACGAGGGCGCCGUCGCAGGCAACCUCGGCAUCGCCAGCUCCAACCGCGAGUUUGCCAAGGCCUACGAGGCCAUGCUCAGCAGCCAGGCCUCGUCGCUGGCCCCUUCGCUGGCCCCCUCGCCCGCAGCACACCGCAGCAGCAACAGCAACGGCAACAGCAGGUCGCUCCUCGCCUCCACCGUCGACACCACCCUCGGCGGCAUUGGCACCAGCCCGCUCCAGCUUGGGUCUGCCGGCGGCAUCGAGGGCCUCCUCGCCAAGCGCUUCUUCCCCGUCUGCAUCGACGACACCAUCCGCGUCGGCGAUAGCCUCUCGUCGCUCGCCUCGUCUUCCCUCGUCAAUGCCACCGCCAUCGCUGCCGCUGCGGCCGCCGCUGCUGCUGCACAGAGGCACGACCUCGGCGGCGACCCAUCCAGGCCGAGUGGACUUGCCGUCGUGCGCGACGCCCAGACGCUCGUCCUGCCCGUCGACCAGGUCGCUGCGCCCGCGCUGGCAAAGGAGACGACGAAGCGGACGCCGGCCAACUACUUUGGCCUCUCCAACCCUGUCCGCAUCGGCCGAGAGCUGGCCGAAGAGGCCCUCGAGCCGAGCCGCGACGCCGACACGGACGAGGACCGCUCCUCGCUCGGUGCCUCGCACCUCGAGGGCGACGACGAGGGCGACGGCCGCACCAGCAGCGACGCCCGCCUCGGCAAGAUGAUGGCCUUUCGCCAGUGGACCGGCUACGAGCCCAUGCGCAUCGGCGUCGAGUUCUACGGCGUCGACCGCCUGGCCGAGAAGCAGCGCCUCUAUUCGCCCACCUUUUUCUACGCCGGCUCGAUUUGGAAUUUGUACGUGCAGACGGUGCGCAAGCCCAAGGGUCUCCAGCUGGGCAUCUACCUCCACCGUCAGAAUCCAAAGGACGCGCUGCCCCUGGCCAGCACGCCUCCCAACCCGACGAGUGCCAGCAGCGGCGGCGCUACCGAGCAUACUGACGGUGCGCUGUCGCCCGAGUCGGCUGGAGCCGCAGCGGCGACGCCCAGCACACCUAGUCGAGCGGCAAAUGGCAGUGGUAGUGGCCUGUUUUACGAUCCAUCGAUCUCGUCGCCCUUUGCUCGCUCCCCGGCAGGCAAUGCCGCCAAGCAAGCCUCGUCGGUCUUUGGCACGCCAGCCCAGAGCUCCGCAUCCAUCUACGGCCUCUCUGCCCUCUCGCCGCACCGGCCCGUCGAGGACCAGGUGCCGUACCUGGACCAGCGCAAGGUGCUGCGCGCCUUUUUCUCCAUCCACUGCCCCAGCCCACUGGGCGAGAGCAUCACCUGCUUCAGCUCCCAGCCCGACCAUUUCACCGUGAGCCAGAGCUGGGGGUGGAAGAGCAGCAGCCUGCUGGGCACCACGUGGCUCAGUCGCAACAGCCUCGGAAGCGCCGCGACGGGCAACGCCGAGCGCUUCCGGUGCAUCUGCACCAUUGGCCUCGUGUGACCGUGUCUCCCCUCUCUCUCUCUUAUAAAAGUGUGAUGUUCCCACUCAAGUCUUUCAAUCACUCAUAUCGGUCCCUCAAUCAGUCAAUCGAAUCAAAUCAGUC